AUUCAAGAUGAAGAAAUACAGUUCAUUGCCUGUGCUUUGUGCUUUAAUUUGUUUUGGAGAAGCACAAAUCUAUACGGUUCCCGAAGUUGAAUUCGAAUAUUUAAAACCCAUGGGUUUUAAAGCCAGUAUACCAGAUGUUCCCGGUGUGCGGUUAUUUGCAUUUCACGCCCGUCUCAACAAACCAUUCCAACAGUUUGAGCAAGGGGAUAUGUAUGAAGAUGUUACCGAGCCAAUCGGUGAUCGCUGGGUAUUUCAAACCACUAAAGUUAGUUUGAUGGAAGGACAACAAAUCUACUAUUGGUUAUACGUCCAGUACGAAGAUGAAGGAUACGUUGUAUCAAAUCAAAAACAUACUAUAAAAAAGAAUCCUAAAACAACGACAACUAUGAAAACCACUACCACAACAACAACAACUACUACUACUACUGUAAAACCUAAAGCAACUAAGGCUACAACAACGGUUAAGACGGCAACAAAAAAAACUAGUCCAUGUGAAUCGACGACGACCACGGUGAAUGGAGCAACUACCUGCGCCGGUAAAUUGAUAUUUGAAGAUACCUUCCAGAGUCUGGAUCUGAAGAAAUGGCACAGAGAAGUGCGUAUCCCACUGGACACCGAGUCCGCGGAGUUCGUAUCCUAUCAAGAUUCGGCGGCGAACAGCUAUGUCGCCGAUGGUCAGCUCGUAAUCGUUCCCACCGUGCUCAACGCGCAACCGGGGUUCAACGAUGAACGCAUUCGCACCGGCGAGUUAAUCCUAUCAGGCUGCAAAUCACCUACCAACAAUGAGUACGAAUGCCGUCGGAAGGCAGCUCUCUUCACCAUCCUACCACCGGUUGUGUCAGCCAAGCUGAACACCAGGGACAGCUUCCGCUUUCGGUACGGCCGAGUGGAGAUACGGGCCAAGCUGCCCAAAGGCGACUGGAUUUUUCCACAAUUGCUACUCCAGCCGUGGGAAAACUACUACGGCUACGCCGAUCUAGCUUCCGGUUUAAUGCUGGUAGCGCACAUACUGUCCAACGAGCAGCUUACAACGCGUGAAGGUGUCCAAAUCGACGGACACCGCCUGCGGGGUGGUGUUAUUGUUACUAAUGAGCAAAAAAUGCGUGAAACCUUUAUGAAGGCAAAUUUUCUGGAUGAACAUUUUAGCGAUGAUUUUCACGUGUACACAUUAACCUGGAGACCGGAGAGUAUAGCACUGUCCGUCGACGGAUUUCAGUAUGCAACGUUAAGAACCGACUUUAGGGAUUACGGUGUAACCAACAAUUUAGCCCAGGCUAAAUUGUGGAAUGUAAAUAACACGAUGUCUCCCUUUGAUCGAGAGUUUUACAUUUCCCUUGGAGUGGGUGUUGGAGGAAUUAGAGAUUUUCCCGAUUACAGUAAAAGUGGACCUUUCAGCACACCGAAGCCGUGGAAUAAUACUAGCCCGAAGGCGGAAUACUUUUUCUACCAAAAUCGAAACUCUUGGCACCAAACGUGGACCGAACCAGAAUUGAAAGUGGAUUACGUUCGAGUGUAUGCUUUGUAG
This is a messenger RNA of Sabethes cyaneus, 1525 nucleotides long. RefSeq names its product beta-1,3-glucan-binding protein (gene GNBP1). The transcript is spliced from 6 exons. The record is from RefSeq and is a predicted model, not a curated record. Gene Ontology annotation, biological process: carbohydrate metabolic process. The coding region runs from base 8 to 1525 and encodes 505 amino acids. Gene Ontology annotation, molecular function: carbohydrate binding; hydrolase activity, hydrolyzing O-glycosyl compounds; protein binding. Lineage: Eukaryota; Metazoa; Arthropoda; Insecta; Diptera; Culicidae.